UUAACAUUAGACAGCUGUCAAGAAUACAAUUCAUUAUAUUUAUAAUAGCUUAUUUAUGUUUUCGGUCAGAGAAAUUAAAUACAUAUCAUCAUUAUGGAAAAAAAAGAUGGCAAAGAAUACUAUGAUAAAUUGAAUUUGUAGAUAUUUUAUAUUAUAUUUAAAAAGUCGCUUAAUGAUGUCAUAGUGUAGGUUUGUCUUUCAAAAUUUCCAAUUUUUGAUAGAGGUUGAUUAUUGGAAUUGUAGGAAAAUUCCGGCUAUCGAUAACUGCAGCUGUUUGGGGGGGUUCUCUUAAAUAUCUAAUGUUUUAUAUACUUAAUUUUGUGGAUAAUAGUCACUUAUUGUACAUUAAUGCUGUACAAUAUUAUUUGUCUAAGUUUUAUUGCUGAUUUUUAUUCUUGCAAGUACCUGAAGUGAUUUAUUUUUUCUCAAUUUUCAUUAUCAAUCUAAAAUGAAUGACAGGAGGAAAAAGUUUAUGGCAAAAAGACACAGAGUAAGGUUUCCCACUCAUGGAGGUCCAAUACCUACUGACGACUUUAUUCGUCAGAGAAAUGAAGCUUCUGCUGUUGAAGAAAACACCAAUGUUUCUGAAAUUAUUUCUACUGCACCCAAUGAUAUCCCAUCAACCUCUGGGGAAGAAACUGAUGAUAGCCGCCCUCCCCCAGGAUUAAAAGGAAAAGCUCUAGCCUUUUGGCAUCGGGACAAAAAAAGGAAAGAGAAAAAAUUGCGUAAACAAGAAAGGCUACUGAAGAGAACUGAGAAAAAACAGAAGAAAAAGAAUGUGCAACGUUUACCAUUGCAACUUGGUGAUGAAAGAAUAGAAAAGAUCAGAAAGAUGAUUGGGGAUGUUGAUUUUGACAAAAUCAAAAAGCUAAGCUCAGAACCUGUUGGUGGGUCUGGAUUUAACAUAAAUGAGAAAUACAUGGAUAUGCAAGAUAGCGAGUUUAAGAGGAGAUUCUUGAAAUCCAUUACUGGCUCUUUAGAAAAUAAAAUUAAAAAAGGAGGAAUACAUACUUCAUCUUUACCAAAAAGACCUGAGCUUGAUUUACGGUAUAAAGAAGAGUUGCGUGAUAAAUAUGUUUAUAAUCAAGAUUUUAAGCACUAUCUUUCUGUUCGAGAAAAUUUACCAGCAUUUAAAAAAAAGAAAGAGAUCAUUGAUGUUUUAGAAAAAACAAACAAGCUUUUGAUUAGUGGAGAAACAGGUUGUGGUAAAACUACUCAGGUAGCUCAGUUUCUAUUGGAACAUGAAAUAGUUUCGAAUCGUGGUUCAACAUGUUGCAUUCUUUGCACCCAACCAAGAAGAAUUAGUGCUAUUUCAGUUGCUGAAAGAGUUGCUGUGGAGAGGGGAGAGAGGCUUGGAGACAGCAUUGGUUAUCAAAUAAGACUAGAAAAAGUGAUUCCUCGUUCUUCUUGUUCUAUAAUGUUCUGCACAACUGGAGUUUUGUUGAAGUAUAUGCAAACGGAACCACUUCUUACUUUCGCUUCCCACAUUGUCCUUGAUGAGGUGCACGAGAGAGAUACUUUAUCAGACUUUGUCAUUACCCUUCUCAGAGAUAUCUUGCCUGUUAGACCCGAUUUAAAAGUUAUACUGAUGAGUGCUACGCUUAAUGCCGAAAAAUUUUCUAAGUAUUUUGACAACUGUCCUACAGUACAUAUUCCAGGUUUUACUUAUCCAGUGACAGAAUAUUACUUAGAAGAAGUACUUGAAAUGACAGGAUUUCAGUUCAGUUUGAAUAAACAGUUUCCAAAGGAUGCUGCAAAAGAGAGAGAAACUAGUGUUAUGCCAUAUUUGAGGAUGUUGGAACAUGAAAAAAAAUAUCCAAAAGAAGUCAUUACCUCUUUAAUGCACCCUGCAUCUGAAGAAAUCAAUUUAGAUCUUAUUGUUGCCCUGUUGAAGCAUAUUUGCUCAGACCCAAGAAACGCGAGAGGCGCCGUCCUCAUUUUCCUUCCUGGCUGGGAUAAAAUUUCGAAGCUUCACAAAAUGAUUUCUGAUAACAGUUUCUUCUCAUUAAGUCGCUAUGUAAUCUAUCCUUUACAUUCUUUAAUGCCUACAGUUUCUCAGAAAUCUAUUUUCAGCCACCCCCCACCAGGAAAAAGGAAGAUAAUAAUUGCGACAAAUAUUGCUGAAACCUCUAUAACAAUAGAUGAUGUUGUUUUUGUUAUUGAUUGCGGAAAGUUAAAGAUAAAAAAUUUUGAUAUUGAUAAUAAUAUCACGACUAUGAAAGAAGAAUGGGUUAGCUUAGCCAAUGCACAGCAAAGGAAAGGACGAGCUGGAAGAGUCCAGGAAGGUGUAUGCUAUCACCUUUUUACUCGUGGAAGAGAGAAAUUUCUGGACCAGUACCAGCUUCCAGAGAUGCUUAGAACUAGACUUGAGGAAGUUAUCUUACAAGCCAAAAUUCUUCAGCUCGGAAAAAUUGAACCUUUCUUGCAAAAAGUACUCGACCCUCCUUCUCCCAAAGCAGUUACAUUAUCUUUGAAGCUGUUAUUGGGGAUGAGAGCAUUAGAUGAAGAUGAAAAUCUUACGCCUCUUGGUUAUCACCUGGCAAACUUACCCGUGGAUCCUCAAGCAGGAAAAAUGUUGAUCUUUGCAUCUUUGUUUUCCUGUUUUGACCCGAUUGCUUCAAUUGCUGCUUGCCUCGGUUUCAAGGACCCAUUUAUCAUUCCUUUGGGGAAGGAAAAGGAUGUUGAUCAGAGAAAGAAGGAGCUUUGUGCUGGAAUGAAGAGCGAUCACCUUUUGCUUUCUGAAGUUGUCUCUUUGUGGGAAAGAGCUGAAGAAAGAAGGAGAGGGUGGGAAUUCUGUCGUGCUAAUUAUCUCUCCAACAAUACACUUACUCAACUUUGCGAAAUGAAGAAUCAGUUUGCUCGGCAUUUGUAUGACAUGAGAUUUUUAGAUAGCGACAAGUCAAGAUGUACCUCUGGAAAUUUCAAUUCCAAUUAUCCAGGACUCCUGAAGGCUAUAGUCUGUGCUGGUCUCUACCCAAACAUAGCAAUUAUAAAAAAACAGAAAGUAAAGCGGAAAACAGGGAUGGCUCUCCUUAUUUUAUACACUCCAGAAGACGGAAACGUUCGAUUACAUCCUAAGUCAGUUAAUAAUAACCAAUGUGAUUUUGGUUCAAAAUUUUUGGUGUAUUAUGAAAAAAUUAAAAGCUCGGGGAUUUUACUCCACGAUACUACUAUGAUACCUCCUUUGGCAUUGAUAUUUUUUUGCCAAAAUUUGACUGUCACUGAUGACGCAGAUGGAGAUGAAAAAAUAAUAACAGUGAAUGACUACAUUACAUUUACAUGUUCCAGUUAUGUGGCACAGUUAAUACAGGAUUUGAGAACAGCUUUGGAUUGGAUUUUGGAAAAUAAAAUUGCUCAUCCUGGCAUCUCAGAUUUAUGUGACCCAUAUUCACAAUCUGUCGAAUCUCGUCUAUUAAGGGCCAUUGUUGAAUUGAUUACAAUAGAAGAUGAAGAAGUGAAUUAUGAUGAAAGUGACUUUUCUGAUGAUUUAUACUGAAUCUCUUUGUCUAAAUAGGCUGUGGAUCAAUUUUGUAAAAGUGUUUUUAAAAAAGCUUUUAAAGAUAGUGAUUUGUACAAUGCUGUGGGUUCUGUUCUCGGUGGAGAACUGUUUUAAAUGAGUAAAGGGACAGAAUUUAUCAAUUGACCUGACCUGCAUGAUGGUGUAAUUGUUUGUAUAUGUAUAAAUAAGUCAGGCCAAAAUUAAUUGUUGUCAAUAAAUAUUGAAUUUAAUUUUGUCAUCUUUACUUUUUAUCAGCUUUGAUAAAUUGUUUUAUUAUCAGUAUUAAAGAAUCGAAUGCAAUGAUGUUUGAGUAAUUAUAUAUACUGUACAAUUAUACAAUACAAUAUACUGUAUUGUACAUUUGUUAUCUUGAAAUAUUGUGUAAUUUAUUUAGUUGAUAAAAUAGAUCUCUCUAUUUUUUUUCUUUUUUCUUAGAAGAAAAUUAUGUUCAUCAGUAUUAUUUUUGUUUGCCUGUUUUGUUUUUGCUAGAAAAAAAAAGAAGGUUAAAACCUAAUAUGUUUUAGGUCUCAUAUAGUUUUUGCUUUAAACAUGUUUUGGUUUUAAUUAACCUCUCAAAAUCUUUAAAUUUAAACUUUUCAUUAAAAAUUUAUUUUUGUAAUAAACUUUUGUUGUGAAAAUAGUUGCUAUCAAAAUAUUAAAUAUUUGUUACAAAUUUAUGCAUCUAUCAAAAAAUGCCUUAAUUAAAACCAGGUUUGUGCAUAUAUGCUCUAAUUUGAACAUAUGAGUGACAUCAUAUCAAAGAGGAACUUCUGUCAUUUUCAGAAAAUAGGAGGAAAAGCCAUUUUUAUUUUAUAGGUUUAAUUCAAACUGUUUUUAAUGGUUUUAUUUAAGAAUGUUCAACUUGAGUCAUGAAACAAAGUCAUUAGAAUUGUUUUAAAUAUAAGCUAUAUUAAAAUAAUUGGAUUUUUCUCAACUUUUAAAAAAUGUCAGAUGUCCUACCUUGGCCACUCAUAUAUUUGGACAAUUGUUUAAAGAAAAUGAAUAAAUAAUAAUUUUUCCAUUACAAACAUUCUUCUGAUGCUAUAGUUGAAUUUUUAAGAAACGUAUUAAGUAGUUCUGUAAUUUUAUUUACUUCUUAUGACUCAUAAAAAUAAAUAAUUUAUGUUUAUGUAACUAAAUUUUCAGAGAAAUGGAUUAUAAUUUUAACGGAUUAUAUUUUAUUUUGUUACUAAUUAUCAAAAAUUUUUUUUAUGUUGUAAAAUGAAACAGUUUUGAAUCUUGUAUAUGAAAACCCAAGUUUCAUAUUUUCUGUGGGUUAUUACUUACUUGUUCAUUAAAGAAAUAAAUCUUUCAAAUCUUACUGUCACGUAAUAUUAUGUAUUUUAAACAAUAAAUACUUAAUAUUAUUGUUUUUA
Nezara viridula (southern green stink bug) is the source of this 4875-nucleotide messenger RNA. Lineage: Eukaryota; Metazoa; Arthropoda; Insecta; Hemiptera; Pentatomidae. The record is from the annotation of a GenBank genome assembly.